Messenger RNA from Striga asiatica, 853 nucleotides. The record is from the annotation of a GenBank genome assembly. Lineage: Eukaryota; Viridiplantae; Streptophyta; Magnoliopsida; Lamiales; Orobanchaceae.
AAAUUAAAUUUUAGUGACUUGCAAAUUUCAUUCAUCACAUACUAAAAAUUCCUUUUUGUCUAAUUCCCGCAAACACCUUAGCCUAAAUCCAAUCCUGUAAAAAUUGGAUUCCAUCCAAGAUCGUUCAAAUUGCGAACCCAGGAUCCAUUUAUCAGGCUCGAAAUCUGUACCUGUUAAACCCUAAUCAAAGCUCCCACACGCGUAUUCAUCCACCCGAGGGCUCACAUUCGAAUUUCACUGGUGUGAGCUCAUUGUAAAGAUGGUUAAGUUAACGAUGAUAGCUCGUGUUACUGACGGUCUUCCUCUGGUAGAGGGACUGGAUGAUGGUCGUGAUGUGCCAGAUGCUGACUUUUACAAACAGCAAGUGAAGGCAUUGUUCAAGAAUCUUUCAAGGGGCCAGAAUCAGCCAUCCAGAAUGUCGAUUGAAACUGGGCCAUAUAUAUUCCAUUAUAUCAUUGAAGGGCAUGUAUGCUACUUGACUAUGUGCGAUCGUUCUUAUCCUAAGAAGCUUGCUUUUCAAUAUCUUGAAGACAUAAAGAAUGAAUUUGAGCGUGCAUAUGGGAAUCAGAUAGAAACUGCUGCAAGACCAUAUGCUUUCAUAAAAUUUGACACUUUUAUGCAGAGGACAAAGAAACUGUACCAGGAUACAAGAACUCAACGGAACAUUGCAAAGUUGAAUGAUGAACUCUGUGAGGUGCACCAGAUAAUGACCCGCAAUGUACAAGAGGUCCUUGGUGUUGGUGAAAAGUUGGAUCAGGUCAGCCAUAUGUCCAGUCGCUUGACUUCUGAAUCUCGCAUAUAUGCUGAGAAGGCAAAAGAUUUAAACCGCCAGAACAGUGAGCCAAGGGGCUGA